Molecule: messenger RNA, 966 nt
Organism: Anthostomella pinea
Lineage: Eukaryota; Fungi; Ascomycota; Sordariomycetes; Xylariales; Xylariaceae
Source: the annotation of a GenBank genome assembly
AUGUCUGCCUCCGCCCCCGUCGAGAAGGCUGAUGCCCUCGCCCGCAAGGCCGCCGCCAACGCCCCAGGCCAGAAGACCGGCUUGGCCCUCUACUCCAGAUUCGCCCUUGCCGGUGCUAUCUGCUGUUCGCUCACCCACGGUGGCAUGACUCCCGUCGAUGUCGUUAAGACCAGAAUCCAGCUUGACCCCGUCACCUACAACGGUGGUCUGAUCGGUGGUUUCCGCCAGGUCAUCGCGAAGGAGGGUGCUGGUGCCCUUCUGACCGGUGUUGGCCCUACCUUCGCCGGUUACUUCCUGCAGGGUGCUUUCAAGUUCGGUGGAUACGAGUACUUCAAGCAGCAGGCCAUCAACAUGGUCGGUAUUGAGAAUGCCUCCAACUACCGAACCGGUGUCUACCUUGCCUCCUCCGCCUGUGCUGAAUUCUUCGCCGAUAUUGCCCUCUGCCCUCUUGAGGCUACGCGUAUUCGUCUCGUCUCCGAGCCCACAUACGCCAGCGGUCUUGUCAGUGGUAUGAGCAAGAUGGCCAGCCAAGAGGGUCUCGGUGCUUUCUACGCUGGUUUCGGACCUAUCCUCUUCAAGCAGGUCCCCUACACCAUGGCCAAGUUCGUUGUCUACGAGAAGGUUGCCGAGGCUGUCUUCCGCCAGUACCCCAAGAGCCAGAUGUCCGACGGCAUGCAGACUGUUGUCAACUUGGGCUCCGGUCUGAUUGCCGGUUUCGCCGCCGCUAUCAUCUCCCAGCCCGCCGACACCAUGCUUUCCAAGAUCAACAAGACCAAGGGUCUGCCUGGUGAGGGAACUACCAGCCGUCUGAUUAAGAUCGCCAAGGAGCUUGGCCUGCGUGGAUCCUACAGCGGAAUCGGUGCCCGUCUCUUCAUGGUCGGUACCCUGACUGCUGGUCAGUUCGCCAUCUACGGUGACAUCAAGAAGGCUCUCGGUGCUACCGGUGGCGUUGAAAUCUCGAAAUAA